Molecule: messenger RNA, 2307 nt
Organism: Filobasidium floriforme
Lineage: Eukaryota; Fungi; Basidiomycota; Tremellomycetes; Filobasidiales; Filobasidiaceae
Exons: 4
Coding region: 1-2307 (768 amino acids)
Source: RefSeq, a predicted model, not a curated record
AUGUCGGACGAAGCUUCUAAUGCGCAAGGGGAUAAGCCAGCCGCUCUUGGUGCCGGAAGACCUCGCACGUUGACCAAAAAGCAAAAGAAGAAGCUUGCCGGAGAGAAACUGAACGAAGGUAACAGGAAGCGGAAGCUUGAAGCUGAGGAACGGGAAAGACUGGCCAAAAGAGCCAGGUCUGGUUCGGAAGAGGAGGUCAAUCGACCACGUAAAGAGACAUCGACUUUGAGUCCGUUGCCUCCUUCAAAAUCCUCUAGUCCAAAACCGGUACCUCUCCCUGCAAAUGCUCCUCCCCCUUCUGCCAAUGUUGCGUCUUCGCCUGUCCAUGGAUUCAUGGACGAACUUGAUAUCGACCUGCGUGUACGUCAGCGGGAAUUAUCAGAAGAGAGACGCCAAGUUCGGGAAGAAGAAGAGCUGGCGGAAGAGCUGGCAAGGAUUGUGGAGCAACGAGAGUUAUCCGCGAUGGUGGAAGAGGGCCGGUUGGACAGAGAAUUUUCGGAGGAGGAGGCAAUGCGAUGUGAGCAAGAGAUUAGAAGGCAGGAGGAGGAGGAGGAGAAGGAGGAGGAGAAGGAGAAGGAGGAGAAGGAGGAGAAGGAGAAGGAGGAGGAGGAGAAGAAGGAGAAGGAGGACGGGGAGAAGAAGGAGAAGGAGGACGAGGAGAAGAAGGAGAAGGAGGACGAGGGAAAGAAGGAGAAGGAGGACGAGGAGAAGAAGACGAAAUUGGGAGAGACUCUGAGACAGGCGAUGCUCGACAAAGAUCGCAUGGACCGGGAGGCUGCGUCUCGAGCGAAGAAUGUGGAGGAUAACGACAACGACAAGUCGAAUCGCCAGUCAGCGCAGAAAGACGGGGACGAGGACAAUGCUGCAAGCCAGCAACCAGCUUCUGGUGCAGAGAAGCAAAAAGAAGGCGAAGAAGAGCAACGGGGUGAAGCGGAGGAGAAGAUGAAUAAAGAGGCGGGAAUUGGGUACAAGAGACGAUUUGAUCUCCUGGAUUCGGAAACAGGUCCUUUCCCCUCGGUAUCUUGGCCUGUCCCGAAUAUCAAGCUGGAACGACCGCAACAAGUCCGCCAACUCCCUAAAGCAGUUCCGAUCGACAAGGAAGCUUUGAAGGAUACAUUCUCGAAGUUUGCUGAAUGGGAACAACGGUCACAAGGGACCGGUCCAAAACAAAAUUCCCGCAAGAGGGGAUUAGACAUCGUUACAGAUGUGGCCGAAGACGUCUGGGAUGGUGCCAGAAAACGGCGAGGCAGAACUCCGAGAGAUUUUGGGGACAUGGACAAGGGGGAUGAUGACGGGCCGCGGAAGAAGCAAAAGACUGGUGAAGCGGCCUCUCUCAAACCUUCUCGCCAUGAGAAAAAGGACUUCCUCGGCCAAGUCAUUUACGGGAUCGGACGGAACUUGCGGAGUCCGAUUUAUCGUGCGGGUUCCCGCUGGCAAGAACCGUUUCCAACCGGACGGUUCAAAAAUCCAGAUGGACUGGUACGAGCUUUGGACAUCGCGAUGAAGGGUGUCCGGCGCAACCCGGCUCACAGUGUGGAGUCAUGGAAAGAGCACGUUGAAAGGGAAGUUCAACUUCUUCUUGGGGAAGGCUGGAACGCGUCCGAGUGGACGAAGGUCAUGGAAAUCGGGACCGACGAUGGGAAGACACAGCCGGAACGCUUGUGCGCUUUCUUUGAGUUUGCUUGGGACUCUGGAGCUUACGGGAAAGCUUUCAACGAGUGUCAUUCUCCUGCACGAGCACAAGCAUACGGUAUACUGGCUCAAGCAGUCGAGGCUCGCGAGGAAAGGUGGCAGGGGAUAUCGAAGCGGGAAAUCAUCCGCAAGAUAAAUUCUCUGGGAAAAGAUGGAUACAAUGUCCUCACAAAAGAGCUUGAGAGGAGAUGGGACGAGAUCAUCGACACUGAGGAGCGAGCAGCGGGAUGCGUCCACGCGUUGUUGGGAGAUACCUUCAGAGAUUUCAGAGCUGUCUCUGAGAUCGAUGGCCGGCCGCAUGAAUGCGACACUCCCGACAAGAAGCAGCUGUGGGACGUCGGUCGGAGGUAUCUGACGAAGGCGACUGCACUGCGGGAAGCACUUGGAAACGUGGUACGAGGUUGCGGAUGGCAAGAUGGGGUGUAUAUGGGGCGGGAAUGGAUGAAAGGUGCCACUCCUGCUUUCAUUGCUGUGGUCGGGGGGAUAUUCGAGGUCUUCGCCAAUCGUCCGGAUUUCAAGUCGACCAGUUCCUUGGCCGGCGAGAUACAUUACCUCCGACGACUGCUGGGUGAAGGACGGUUCUACGAGAGCGAGUGGGUUCCCAUCCUGGCCUGA